AUGGCUGUCUGCAAUUUAACCUUCGAUGAAAUACAAGGGCUCCCCUCACUUGAAGAUGAAUUCGAAUACUUUAGAGUUCUAAGUGGUGAAAAAGAAAUUGAAGUAAAAGCAAGUUCAAGCUUUGAAGCAGCAGUUAAAAUGGCAUUUACCUUACAUGUAAGAGAAGGUGGACAGCUCGAUAUCGAUGAUCGUGGUGUAGUUAUUACUGUUAUCUCGCCAAAUGAAGACGAAUUUAAAUAUAGAGCUAUUAAUGCAGACCCUGUUGCUGUUGAGCUCCUGGAAAAAAAUGUCAAAGUCUCCGAGAAUGAAGUUAAUACGGUGUCUACGACCGACGAUCCUGUUGUUUAUACUUUUACGAACGCGUCUGAGAGACUUGACUUUUCAAACGGUUCAUUAAUCGAUACAACGCUUCGAAACUAUUUUGGGUUUCCUUCGUUUAGACCUCUUCAAAAGGAAACGAUUAUUUCCACUAUGGCUGAAAAGAAUGUUCUUACAGUUGUUGGAACAGGAGGAGGAAAAACUCUCACAUACUUACUGCCUGCCGUUCUUUCUUCCCAUCCUACUCUUGUAUUAUCUCCUAUCAAGUCUUUAAUUGAUGACACCCUAGUUCGCUGCCUAAAUCUUAACAUUCGCAGUUGCAAGUUUACUGGAGAUGUUCCCCAUGAUGUGAGAAAAGAACAGAUACAUAACAUAGAAGAUUUCAAGAUUAUUUUUGCUACUCCUGAAUGCUUAGAAGACGGCGAGCCACUUCGAGUUAAAGUUGAUGGACUUGCUGGUGUUGGUCACCUUGAGCGAAUAGUGUUUGACGAAGCACACACUAUAUCGAGUUGGGGAAAUACCUUUAGACCGAAUUAUAAAGAUGUAUGUAAGAAUUUGUGUAAGGCAAAGUGUCCAAAACUACUUUACUGUCCUUCGUAGAACUGUUUAUAGAGAAAAUUUAUAUUUGGAAGUAGUUGAGCGAACUGGAAAAUUCCUUGACCAACUGUCUGAUUUCAUUUCGCAAAACAAAGAUGCUUGUGGUAUUGUUUACUGCGUACUCCCUAAAGAUGUUUGCAAGAUACAUGGUGAACUUUUAAAACGAGGAAUUAAUGCUGUGAAGUAUCAUGGUAAAUUGUCUGAUGCUGUUAAAUUAUCCAGUCAGUCGAAGUGGAUGAGUGGUGAAGUAAAUGUUAUUGUGGCAAACUCGUCAUUUGGGAUGGGUAUUGACAAGGCUAAUGUGAGGUAUGUUUUACAUGCAAAAUUGCCCACUAACAUUGAAGAAUACUUUCAACAAUGUGGCAGAGCAGGUCGUGAUGGCUUGCCAUCACACUGUAAGCUUUUUUAUAAUUACAGUGAUAAAAACAUUCUGUAUCGACUGUUUGAUGAACAAGUCAUAGCACAAUAUAAAGGUGUAAAUGACUUGAUUGUACUUCUUGAAAACCCAGUGCAGUGCCUUCAUCAAGGCAUAAUGAGCUAUUUUGGAGAAAAGCAUGAUAGCUUUAUAUGUCUUACUGGAUGCAGCAAUUGUAAACACCGUGGAACUCAUCAGAUCACUGAUGGUACAUCAGAUGCUUUAAAAGUUUUGCAAGCAGUUGUUGAAUUAAGCAACAUUAACUUAACAUGCAAUGAUUUGAAGCUGUAUUUAGCUGGUAGCAACCAGAAAUGUGUGUCACAUUUGCAAGAAUAUGCCACAUUUGGAAGCUUAGGGAAGAAGUUUGUACCUGUUUCUUUGCUAGCAAAGUUCUUACAUCUGUUAAUUGUUGGUGAUAUCCUAACUGAAAGAAUACACAAGAAAGGUACUGGCAGCAGCAUUUCUGUUGAAAUAACUCUUGGAAGCAAGGCUCAUGACUUGCUUGCUAACAACUUUAUGAUAGAUAAGUAUGAAAAGACAUGA
This is a messenger RNA of Paramuricea clavata, 1873 nucleotides long. NCBI's taxonomy places the organism in Eukaryota, Metazoa, Cnidaria, Anthozoa, Malacalcyonacea, Plexauridae. The record is from the annotation of a GenBank genome assembly.